UGAUUGAAUUUAUUAGUGCUUGUGUACUCCCUCCUUCCUCAACCACCACCCUCUCCACGGUUGCCCCCUCUAGUACCACCACUCUGCCACCAACACUCCACCGCCACCAGCACUACCACGUACAAUCACCACUCCACCGUUGCUACUACUAUUGCUGCAACCACCACUAUCCCACCACCGCUAUAACCAUCACCCCCACUCCUCUGAUGCUGCCACUUCCACCACCGCCAUCACCACUGCCAUAAAAACCACGAACACAUCAUCACUACCAGCACCAACAUCACCUUAAUACAACUACUAUACUUCAUCACUACCAGCAAAUGGAUCUGUUUUCUAAUCGCGCGGGCCCAGUAAUCAGGCCCCAGGGUCAUGUUUGUGGAUUUGACCCAAAAUGAAAGCCCAAAACAAAAGUAGUAGUAGCAUGUUUGGUUGUGUAGAUAAUAAAUUGAGAAUGGACCAAGCCAGGGUUAUCUAAUUCUAGUUUUCCCAAACCGACCUCUCACCGCGCACACCUCAACACUUGUUUCCAAACAUCCCCCAUCCCCUCAAGAGUUACUACUAAUACGUCCCCAACUGUAGAAACCCUAGCCCACGAAGAAACUCAAACUGAUAAAUUUGCAAUUACAUAUACGAUUCAUUCAUAUAUAUUCUAGCUAUAAAAUUGUCUCCACCUUCUGCACGAUCCAAGUCCUUUGGAAUUAGGGUUUGGAAUUUUCACCAGCAAUGGAGGAGAUUACGGAGGGAGUGAACAGCAUGAACAUCGUCGUCGAGGGGAAGGCCAAGAAUCGCAUUCAAGUCUCCAACACCAAGAAACCCCUCUUCUUCUACGUCAAUCUCGCCAAGAGAUACAUGCAGCAGUACAAUGAGGUGGAGCUUUCAGCUCUUGGAAUGGCAAUUUCCACAGUUGUCAGCAUUGCAGAGAUUCUGAAAAACAAUGGGUUUGCUGUUGAGAAGAAGAUUAUGACAUCUACCGUGGACAUGAAAGAUGAAAACCGUGGAAGACCUGUCCAAAAAGCCAAGAUUGAGAUUUUACUCGGGAAAACUGCAAAAUUUGACGAGUUGAUGGCUGCUCAAGCAGAGGAGAGGGACAAUGGAGAUGGUGAGGGGCAGAGCUAAAUUAUGUAAUGUUUCACUUUUGACAUCCAUUAGUCAUAUCUACGGAUGGUAGUCAGUUCCCUUAUUAAUGAUUUGUCUUAAUUUGUAGUCCUUCGAGUGGCAAUAAGACAGUUUUUACUUGCUUGCCGCCUUUGUUUGCUUUAGAAUUCCUAUGUAGAGACAUGAUCAUCUUCUUCAUUAACUAGUCUCGGCACUUUGUUUA
Rhododendron vialii is the source of this 1318-nucleotide messenger RNA. RefSeq lists its product as uncharacterized. The record is from RefSeq and is a predicted model, not a curated record. Gene Ontology annotation, cellular component: nucleus. NCBI's taxonomy places the organism in Eukaryota, Viridiplantae, Streptophyta, Magnoliopsida, Ericales, Ericaceae. The transcript is spliced from 5 exons. Bases 724 to 1116 code for a protein of 130 amino acids. Gene Ontology annotation, molecular function: RNA binding.